Effrenium voratum is the source of this 432-nucleotide messenger RNA. Lineage: Eukaryota; Dinophyceae; Suessiales; Symbiodiniaceae. The record is from the annotation of a GenBank genome assembly.
AUGACCGUUGCCGCAAUUCUGAGUGGGAAGGGCCACGACACCAUUACAGCAAGCAGUGAUGCACUGCUGAGCGACAUUUGCGAAACCCUGGCAAAACACAAGAUCGGCGCAGUGGUGGUUUGUUCCAGGGACAAGGCCAUUGAGGGAAUUGUUUCAGAACGCGACAUUGUGCGCGUGAUCGGGACACAGGGACCAUCUGCGCUGAAAUUGCCGGUCACGAGCGUCAUGACCAAGGAGGUCGUGACAUGCAACGAGGGCAACAGUGUCAAUGAAGUGAUGGCGCGCAUGACACAAGGCAGGUUCCGUCACAUGCCGGUGGUGAAAGACGGCAAACUGACCGGUGUGAUCUCAAUCGGCGACGUGGUGAAGCACAAGAUUGCCCAGGUUGAACUCGAAGCCGAGCAGAUGCGAAACUACAUUUCCAUGUCCUGA